Bufo gargarizans (Asiatic toad) is the source of this 4011-nucleotide messenger RNA. RefSeq names its product protocadherin 18 (gene PCDH18). Lineage: Eukaryota; Metazoa; Chordata; Amphibia; Anura; Bufonidae. The transcript has 4 exons. Gene Ontology annotation, molecular function: calcium ion binding. Gene Ontology annotation, cellular component: plasma membrane. Bases 352 to 3783 code for a protein of 1143 amino acids. Gene Ontology annotation, biological process: homophilic cell-cell adhesion. The record is from RefSeq and is a predicted model, not a curated record.
CCCUUUGUAGGGUGAGUGGAUGCAGGGGGAGGAGCCCGACACUGUGCCCGUGCGCUGAUUGGCUGGGGCCGCGCACAUGCAGAGCAGCAGCUUUGUGUGAGUUGAGUGAAGUUGGGCAGAUGGUAGUCUGGAGUCCGCGAUCCCGGGUGUGUAGUCUGCUGCAGAGCCGUGAGGGGGAGAAGACUGCAGCUCCCAUGCUGGACGUGCACGCCAUCCUGAUGUGAUGCGGAGCACACCCCCGCACCGCCGGCUGUAUGUCCAAACUUUGUGCACACCGCAGCGUCUGUUAGCCUGUACCGCAGCCGUCUCUCCGGGCUACACAACUCGCCACCUCCUAAUCGCCUGCCGGGGAUGGACCGGAGGAGACAGUGGAUCGGUAGGAACAUGAGCGGGGUGUUCUUCUGUGCGGUGUCUGUGGUCCUCCUCAUGGAGCCCUGUGCCAUCCUGGGCAAGAACCUCAAGUACAGCAUCUACGAGGAGCAGAUGGUGGGCUCGGUGGUCGCCAGGCUGGCGGAGGAUGUGGCCGAUAUCUUGUCCAAGUUGCCGAACCCUUCGUCGGUGCGUUUUAAGGCGAUGCAGCAGGGGAAGACUCCUCUUCUCCUAGUCAAGGAGGAUAAUGGGGAGAUUAGUAUCGGGGCCAAGAUCGACCGGGAGCAGCUAUGUCAGAAGAACUUAAAUUGCUCCAUAGAGUUUGAUGUGAUCACCUUGCCCACACAGCAUCUGCAGCUCUUCCAUGUGGAGGUGGAGGUGCUGGAUAUCAAUGACAAUGCGCCCCACUUCUCCAGAGCCCUCAUCCCCAUCGAGAUCUCUGAGAGUGCUGCUGUGGGCACCAGGAUCCCCCUAGACAGCGCCUUUGACCCUGAUGUUGGAGAAAAUUCCCUUCAUACCUAUUCCCUGUCAGAGAAUGAAUAUUUUAAGAUCGAGGUGAAAACCAGGACUGAUGGUGCCAAAUAUGCAGAACUUAUUGUGGUCAGGGAGCUUGACAGGGAACACCAGUCUAGCUAUGAGCUCCAGCUUACUGCCUCAGAUAUGGGGGUCCCCCAGAGAUAUGGCUCAGCAAUCCUCAAAAUUACCAUCUCUGACUCCAAUGACAACAGCCCAGCUUUUGACAAGAAGUCUUAUGUUAUCAAGCUACCUGAAAAUGCCCCAGUGGGGACUUUACUUAUAGACCUCAAUGCCACAGACCCCGAUGAAGGAGCCAAUGGAAAGGUGGUGUACUCUUUUAACAGCAAUGUUUCCCCCAAAAUCGCUGAAACUUUCAGAAUGGAUCCUGAGAAGGGCCAGCUGACUUUAAUAAAGCAAGUGGACUAUGAGACAACCAAGUCCUAUGAGAUUGAUGUUCAGGCCCAGGAUAUGGGACCCAAUUCUAUCCCGGGUCACUGCAAGAUUAUUAUAAACGUGAUUGAUGUGAAUGAUAACAAACCGGAAAUCAAUAUCAAUCUGAUGUCGUCUGGUAAGGAGAUUGCUUACAUUUCGGAAAGUGCUCCUCUGGAUACCUUUGUGGCCUUGGUAAGGGUGGUAGAUAAAGAUUCUGGACUAAAUGGAGAAAUUGUUUGUAGGCUUCAUGGACAUGGACAAUUCAAGCUGCAGAAAACAUACGAAAACAAUUACUUAAUACUGACCAACGCCACACUUGAUAGAGAAAAGAGGUCUGAGUAUAGCUUGACUGUCGUAGCCGAGGACAGGGGGCUGCCAAGUCUCUCCACAGUCAAGCACUUUGCAGUGCAGAUAAGUGAUGAGAAUGACAACCCACCAAGGUUCCAGACCAGCAGAUACGAGAUUGUUAUGGUGGAAAACAAUUUACCUGGCGCACAUGUUACCUCUGUCAGGGCAACUGAUCCAGAUCAAGCUGAAAAUGGUCAAGUGACAUAUAUUAUUCCUGAAAGCUUUAUUCAAGGUAGCUCUAUUACAACCUAUGUAACUAUUGACCCCUCCAAUGGUGCAAUAUAUGCGUUAAGGGCGUUUGACCAUGAAGAAAUCAAUCAGAUUGUCUUCACCGUCCAGGCCAGAGACAGUGGAGUUCCACAGUUGGUCACCAAUGCUACAAUGGUUCUCACAGUUGUAGAUGAAAAUGAUAACUCCCCAGUCAUUGUGGCCCCUGCUCUUCACAAUAACACUGCAAAGAUUUCCGUCCCCAGGGAUGCUGAUAGUGGCUUCUUAAUUACCAAAAUAAAAGCAAUGGACAGAGACUCUGGUUUGAACUCUGAACUCACUUGUUCCAUCAUUGCAGGGAAUGAAUUUGAUGUUUUUCUUAUUGAUGCCAAAUCUUGCGAAAUUUUCACUAAUAUGAGUAUGGAGACUUUCCCAAUCCAAGAAUGGGACCUAUUAGUUUUGGUUCAUGACAAAGGGACUCCUCCACGAUCUACUAAAGCACUACUAAAAUGUCAUAUUCUUGAAACUCCUGAUGCUGCUGGCAGUACAGAGGCCACAUAUGUUAACCAGACCUCUAUGGAUGUCUCAAUGAUGAUUAUUAUUUCCUUGGGAGCUAUUUGUGCAGUUCUUUUAGUCAUCAUGGUUAUUUUUGCAACAAGGUGUAACAGAGAAAAGAAGGACAACAGAUCAUACAACUGCAGGGUGGCAGAGUCAACUUAUCAGCAUCAUCCAAAGAGGCCUUCAAGACAAAUUCACAAAGGGGACAUUACAUUAGUGCCUACUAUGAAUGGGACCCUUCCUAUCAGAUCCCAUCACAGGUCAUCUCCAUCACCUUCUCCUACCUUGGAGCGUGGCCAGAUGAGCAGCAGGCAAAGUCAUCAUAGUCGCCAGUCUCUCAACAGUCUAAUGACAAUCUCAUCUAAUCAUGUACCAGAUACCUUCUCUCUGGAAUUGACCCAUGCUACUCCAGCUGUUGAGGUAUCCCAACUGCUCUCCAUGCUUCACCAGGGACAGUACCAGCCAAGACCAAGCUUUCGAGGAAACAAGUAUUCUAGAAGCUACAGGUAUGCCCUUCAAGACAUGGAUAAAUUUAGUCUGAAAGACAGUGGUCGUGGUGAUAGUGAAGCAGGAGACAGUGAUUAUGACCUGGGCAGAGAUUCUCCAAUUGACAGACUUCUGGGCGAAGGAUUCAGUGAACUUUUCCUUACUGAUGGGCAUAGAAUGCCUCCAGUCAUGAGAUACUGUACAGACGAAUGCAGGGUUCUAGGACAUUCCGAUCAGUGCUGGAUGCCCCCUCUUCCCUCUCCUUCUGCAGACUACAGGAAUAACAUGUUCAUCCCUGGUGAAGAAGUCCAACCUCUCCAGCAGACACAGCCACAAAACCAGCAGCAGACACAACAGGGUCCUCUUCUUGAGGAUGAUGUGCUUCCUACUGAUCAGAAUGAGAAGAAGAAAAGUUUCUCUACAUUUGGCAAGGAGUCUCAGCAUGAGGAAGAAGCCUGCACAUCUUCCCUCCUCACUGAAAUGAGCAGUGUUUUCCAACGCCUGCUACCUCCAUCUAUGGACAACUACACUGAAAGCACUGAAGCUGAACGCUCAAACUCUUUAGAGAGACGGAAAGGCCAAGUGCCUACUAAGACAGUAAGUUACCCCCAAGGGGUCGCUGCAUGGGCAGCAAACACACAUUUUCAAAAUCCCACCAAUGUUGGUGGGCCUUCAAUAGGAAAUCAUUCCAGUGCACAACCGUCUUCUAAGUGGUUGCCAGCCAUGGAGGAGAUCCCAGAGAACUAUGAAGAAGAUGACUUUGAUAAUGUUCUUAAUCAUCUCAAUGAUGGGAAACAUGAACUUAUGGAUGCUAGUGAACUUGUGGCUGAAAUUAAUAAACUUCUUCAAGACGUGAGGCAAAAUUAGGCGACUUUGUUACAUUCUUUUUCCAUAUUUAUGGAGUUCCAGAACAAUCAAAAACACUUCUUGACAUUUGGUUGCAUUUAUAAAAAUGUGUCUGUGUAUGUUAAAUAUUCAAAUGCUGUAUUUUCAUAUGUACACAAAACAAGUGUGACUAUUGCUAUCUGUAUUUUAAAAAUACAUUUGUAUCUUAUAUUUAUGUGUAAUUUAAAAUAAAGAAAUUUUAUUUUUGUA